Molecule: messenger RNA, 363 nt
Organism: Cydia strobilella
Lineage: Eukaryota; Metazoa; Arthropoda; Insecta; Lepidoptera; Tortricidae
Exons: 1
Coding region: 1-363 (120 amino acids)
Source: RefSeq, a predicted model, not a curated record
AUGGCGGAGCCUUACAGAGAGCAGGUGGAGGCCAAUAAUAAUGACGAUCGUCUGGCCCCACAAGAGAUUGAUGCAAGACGAAAGGCGGUAGCCAAAAGGGAGUGGGACCGGUGGAAGGACCAGCUGGAGGACGCCCCAUAUGGUACCCAUACCAUAGGGGCGCUUCUACCGUCGUUCGACAACUGGCUAGACCGGAAAAGAGGGAGCCUAACAUAUAGGCUGGUGCAGGUAAUGACCGGACAUGGCUGCUUUGGUCAUUAUCUGAACCAAAUUCAGCGGGAACCGUCAACAGUCUGCCACCACUGUGGCGAAGAGGACGACACUGCCCAGCACACCCUUGCGGAUUGCCCAAGCUGGGUCUAA